Messenger RNA from Lactuca sativa (garden lettuce), 2722 nucleotides. RefSeq names its product putative galacturonosyltransferase 14. Gene Ontology annotation, molecular function: polygalacturonate 4-alpha-galacturonosyltransferase activity. NCBI's taxonomy places the organism in Eukaryota, Viridiplantae, Streptophyta, Magnoliopsida, Asterales, Asteraceae. The record is from RefSeq and is a predicted model, not a curated record.
GGAUCGGAGGACCGUUUGACGAAUUACUGAAUCAGAACAAUUUUCACGAACCAGGCUACGCAAAACAAGCGUAGUAUAAAUCUCCCUCUCUCUCUCUCCCUCUCUCUCUCUCUCUCUCUCUCUCUCUCUAUACAUUCACUCUCUUUGAUACAAGGGAGGAAAAUCCAGUUAAUCAUCGAAGAAGGAUACUCUGAUUCUGUCUGGAUUACAGAUUGUUGUAGAUAUUUCGCUGGUUUUUAGAACCCUAAUUUUGCGCAUUUGUUGGAUGGGAAUCAAUUCAAUACAUUGGUGUUGGUGUUGAACAAAGUGAUUGAAUUAUUCGCUGCAAGUAUAAUCUUGGUGGAUCUGGUUAUGAUGAAAAAGUGGCUGGGGAGGUUUUUGUUUACAUCAGAGAGAAUUACUUUGAGGGGAUUCAUCGUCGGUGGUGCUAGGGUUCUCUUGUAUGUUUGACAAGAAAUUAGGGGAUCAUUAUGCAGCUACACUUCUCACCUAGCAUGAGAAGUGUAACGAUAUCGAGCAGCAAUGGGUUUAUUGACUUGAUGAAGAUCAAGGUCGCAGCUCGGCACAUUUCUUAUCGAACUCUUUUCCAUACCUUCCUCAUCCUAGCGUUCUUGCUACCUUUUGUUUUCAUCCUCACCGCUCUUGUUACCCUAGAAGGUGUCAACAAGUGUUCCUCAUUCGAUUGUUUAGGCAGGCGUUUGGGUCCAAAGCUUCUUGGAAGGGGUGAUGAUUCAGGGAAACUUGUUAAAGACUUUUACAAGAUCCUUAAUCAAGUGAACCCCGAAGAAGUUUCACAUGACCUACAAAUCCCUGAUAACUUUACACAGCUUGUCUCUGAAAUGAAAAGCAACAAGUACAGUGCCAAAGAUUUUGCUAUCAUCUUGAAAGGAAUGAUGGAGAGAUCUGAGAGGGAGAUUAGAGAAUCUAAACUCCAAGAACUAAUGAACAAACAUUUUGCAGCAAGUUCAGUUCCAAAAGGCAUCCAUUGUCUCUCUUUGAGAUUAACGGAUGAAUACUCAUCUAACGCCCAUGCACGCCGCCAGUUGCCCUCACCGGAAUUUCUCCCUGUUCUUUCUGACAACUCAUAUUACCAUUUUAUCCUUUCAACCGACAACAUCUUGGCAGCUGCUGUUGUGGUCACUUCUGCAGUCCAGUCAUCUCUAACACCUGAAAAGAUUGUUUUCCAUGUCAUCACUGAUAAGAAGACAUACGCAGGCAUGCACUCAUGGUUUGCCUUAAACCCCAUCUCCCCUGCCAUUAUUGAAGUCAAAGGUGUUCAUCAGUUUGACUGGUUGACCCGAGACAAUGUUCCUGUUCUUGAAGCCGUUGAAAAUCAUAAUGGAAUCCGUAAUUACUAUCAUGGAAAUCAUAUAUCAGGCACUAAUGUUGGUGAUACUGUUACUCCAAGAUCAUUUGCCUCAAAAUUACAAGCUAGAAGCCCUAAAUACAUAUCCUUGCUCAAUCAUCUUCGCAUAUAUCUCCCAGAGCUAUUCCCGAACCUUGAGAAGGUGGUUUUCUUGGAUGAUGAUGUUGUAAUUCAAAGGGAUUUGUCUCCACUUUGGGAAGUUGACCUUGGUGGAAAAGUCAACGGGGCUGUUGAAACGUGUAAAGGUGAAGAUUCAUGGGUGAUGUCUAAAAGAUUCAGAAACUACUUCAACUUUUCUCACCCGCUGGUGGCAAAAAGUUUGGAUCCAAAUGAGUGUGCCUGGGCAUAUGGGAUGAAUGUGUUUGACCUGCAUGCAUGGAGGUUGACCAACAUAAGAGAAACAUAUCAUUUAUGGCUUAAAGAGAAUCUAAGGUCGAAUUUGACAUUAUGGAAACUUGGGACUUUGCCACCAGCUUUGAUUGCAUUUAGGGGACAUGUGCAAGGCAUUGAUCCUACGUGGCAUAUGUUGGGGUUGGGGUACCAGAAGAAGACAAACAUUGAGAGUGUAAAGAAGGCGGCUGUGAUACAUUACAAUGGGCAAUCAAAACCAUGGUUACAGAUAGGCUAUGAACAUCUUCGACCUUUUUGGUCAAAAUAUGUGAAUUACUCCAAUGAAUUUGUCAAGAAUUGUCACAUCUUGGAGUAGUGAUUGCUUUGGGCAUGAACAAAAGGAUGUGUAAAAGAACAUUCAGUCAUAUAUUCAUACAUAUAUAUAUAUAUAUAUAUAUAUAUAUAUAUAUAUAUAUAUAUAUAUAUAUAUAUAUAUAUAUAUAUAUAUAUAUAUAUAUAUAUAUAUAUAUAUAUAUAUAUAUAUAUAUAUAUAUAUAUAUAUAUAUAUAUAUAUAUAUAUAUGGGAAGAAGAUCAAAGUAUGUUUGUCAAUUAUAGAAGAAGCAAGAAAAUCAUAGCCACAAAUAGAAUGGCAAAAGUCAAAAGUUGCCACCUGGAACAAAGAUUAAUGCAUGCAUGCAUGAGUGAGAGUGGUGGCAGUGUAAGAAGAUUGAUUCUUUUUUUGCCUUUUUGGUAUGUAACAGUAACACAAGACUUUCUUUAUUUUUGCCUAUAUUUUUUAGCCAAUAGGAGUUACGUUCAACUUUAGGCUAAUUAGCUUAAGAAAUUAUGAUGAUUCUUUCUUAAUUUUCUCUUGAUUUUACAUAAUUGUGUCUUGAGUUUUUACUUUUUAGGCAGCAGUAGUAGUAGUACAAGGUUGGAAUUGCUUUGUUACAGGAACUUCACAUAUGCCAAGUAUUUGUAUUCAUGAGAAACAUUUAUAAUGAAUGUGCAGUAAAUUUUUUUUU